AAUAAAAAUAAAUAAAUAAAAAAAGAAUACCCACUUUUUUCUCACACUCGAACGCUUCUUCUUCGCACAUGAGGUCGGAGAAAAAAGUCGAAAAAUGGACCGGACGAAAAUCUAUGCCGGAGCCCCCGCUAUCAAGCUCUACACGGGCGCUAAUGUCUACAGGAGCCCCCGGGGACCUGCGGCUGCUGCUUGCGGAACUGCUUCUGGGAGUAUUGGUCUGGUCAAGAGUGACCGUAAGAUGGACGGAGUAUCAGCAGAACAACACAUGAAUGGUUCGUCGGGAGCUUCACAGGGUGGCUCUUCGGGACGCUCAUCACCCUCAGAUCCUGCCCCAAACAAGAUGUUUGUAGGUGGUCUCUCCUGGCAAACGACACCUGAAAAGUUGAGGGAAUACUUUGGUGCCUAUGGAACUGUACGAGACGUUCUCAUUAUGAAAGAUCCAGUCACACAGAGGAGUCGAGGAUUUGGAUUCAUCACAUUUGGAGAUGCCAGCAGUGUGGAGAAGGUGAUUGCUGUGCCUAACCAUGUCCUCGAUGGCAAGAAGAUUGACCCCAAGCAUGCCACGCCCAAGAACAAGGGCCGGACAAACCGCACCAAGAAGAUCUUUGUGGGCGGUGUGAGUCAGGAGACGAGUGCUGAUGAAGUCAAGGCUUAUUUCUCAACCUUUGGGAAGGUUGAGGAGGCAGUCAUGCUUAUGGACAACCAGACUAAACGGCACCGUGGAUUUGGCUUUGUCACUUUUGAGUGUGAAGAUGUUGUGGAACGUGUAUGUGACAUCCACUUCCAUACUAUCAAGAACAAGAAGGUUGAGUGCAAGAAGGCUCAGCCCAAGGAAGCUGUACAGGCAGCCUCACUUCUCUCCAAGAGGUUGUUGGUCACACAGACUGGUCUUGCCAAUCCUGUUGUGAGUGCUCAGUCAGCAGCCCAUAUUCAGGCUGCUGCUGCUGCUGCAGCAGCUGCACAAGCUGCAGCUCUUAGUGGCUAUGGAAAGCUUAUGGGUGGGGGUUCCUAUCCUCCUUUGUCAGCCUACCGCUACACACCCUAUCCUCUUCCUUCCGCAGCACUUCCCUCUGGAGCUCCUCCUACAGCCGCAGCAGCAGCAGCUGCAGCUGCCGCUGCCGGUCUUCCUGCUCAAGGAUUGACUACUGUCUCUGCUGCGGCUGCUCCCUCCAUUGCUGCCAAUCAGGCUGCAUUCUCCACCCCAGCCACACCCACCCUGCCCACUCUCUCAACACACGCUGGUCUUACCACCCCGUACCAGGGUUAUUCGCUUACCAAUGUUGAUAUGAGCUCCUUCCAAGGGGUGGACUGGAGUGCCAUGUAUGGUGUGGGUAUGUAUGCUUAGUCAUGUAAACAUCACUCCCUCACGUCCACCCACCUGAAUUAGUGUAACCCUUCCCACCCACCGUCCUCAGUUCAGCUUCCAUUUUACCCACAUGAUCAUACACUACGCCUCCCCCUUACUCUUUCCUCACCUUCAGAUUCAUUACUGUGCCCUCACAUUGAGUCCAGUCCGCCCAUUAUGCCGCUGUGAGCUCUCCCUUGCACCAGAUAUUCUCAGCCUCAGGGAAUUGUGCAUAAUUAUAAGUUGUCCUUCAUGCACCCUUUGAUCUCUUACUUCAAAAAUUUCUCAGAUGAGUUUCCAUAAGCUCCCUGCCCCAUGUCCAGUACAGCUUUGUUUUGUGCCGUAUCUUAUUAUAGUGGCCUUCCCAGCCUAUUGCGAUGACCGAGUGCCAUACCGGAACCUUGGUACAGGACUGGACUCACAGUGACCUGGUCUCUGGUACUUCCACCCCCACGUAGAUCUCUACAGUACUUAGUAUUAUGUCUCUCUAGGCAGUGUCAUCACUGCCCAACACUUAGUCCAUGUACUUAAGGCAUUUUUCUCAAACAUGAAGUUUUUGUUUAUUUAUUUUUGUUAGUAAUGUGCGCGUGUGUUUAUAAGGUUUUAAGUGUCAGUGCUAAGCAUAACUUGCCCAGGCCAAGCUUGAACACUAAAGGCACUUGGACCUGCUCAAUGUGAACAAAGGAAGAUGUAAAUAUUUGUGUAAGGAUAAGUGUUCCAGGCUGUAAAAGUGGACUUGGCACACACCACCAAUGGGACACUGCCCAAGUCUUGCCAUGUCAAGUGUUGUCCGAGCUUCUGACAGGGGGAGCCUCUAUGGCCUCACCCCUCCCUUGCAGUACAAGAACGGGCAAUAGAUUUUUUUCGUGCAGCCAAAUGCAUUUUUUUUUCCUGAAGGAUUUGCAUGACACGGGAUCAAGAUUUUAGAUUUCAGUUACUGUUAAGGUCACAAGAGUGUUUGUGAUGUGGGCCUAAGAGCCCCAUCAUUAUCUUGUUAAAAGAGUCAGUGGAGUUGGUCCCCUGCUGGCUACAUUCCACACUGGUCAGUGACAUUGGCCGCCACAAGUCAGUUUGGGCAGCUGGGACUAGCUUACUAUAGCAAGUGCGUAGUAAUAAGUGCGGAGCAAUACUCAGUGUGCGUUGCGUUUGCUUCUCAAGUCUUCUCUGUGAAACACAUAACACCUCAGUGGUACUUAGUGUGUUACACCUCAUGUAACGUGUACCUUGUUCCUCAACCUGAACCUACUUCCAAUCAUACUGAACACCCCUUCUUGUCCCUGUCCCCCUUCCUAUCCCCAACCCCCCCCACCACCACAGCCUACCAGCCAUGUGUACCAUGAUGGACCAUCUCUGCAGCAGUGAAUUGCACUCGAACAGUACACAGUGUGGUGCACAUGGCAACGCUUACCUUUACAGCCAUGAGAGCGUCGUGUGGUGCACAUGGGGACCUCGGAGGCCUGGUAUAGAGGUUGCCUCGGUGACGUAAGUAUCUGAGACGAGCUCUCGCCACCACGCCGCCUAUUGCCACCAAGCGGCAACCACGGUAACAACCAUCUCUGGCAUGCCACGUAUCCAUUAAUAUCCUUCUAGGCCUGUCUAGGAAGUCUGGUACCAACGUAGGCAGCAUAACAUUUUUAUACUUUUUUGCACCACAUUGGAAUGACCAGCAAAACCAUGUAGGCCUUUUAUAAAUUUACUUCUAUUGUACAACACUGAUCUCUGUUUUCAUGUUUCCGCAUAGGCCUAGAGUCAGCCAAUAGCUUAGAGUGUAAUGUAAAUAGCUUUAUGUGUGGUGGAUUACAUACAAGGAUUCCAUUUGAAUGGAUAUAAGGCCAUUGUUUGUUAGAUAUGGAAACUUGGUAGACUAAAUGUCUGGGAUACAGUGUUAUUUUUUCUGAGAUUGUGGCUGUUGUUAGAGCUAAUGAGCUCUGAAUGCCUAGACUGUCCUCUCCACCUGCCUCUGUAACCCCGUGUGUGUCGGCAAUGGAACGGGAGGGAUACCCACCCAAUCUGUUCAUAGGGAUUUUAGGGACCCAGCGUGUUCUAUUCUUCAGAAUUUUUGGGAAUUGAAUAUUUAUGAUUGAUGUACCAAAGAGUUCUUGUUACAUCAUGGGUAUUUUUAUUCAUACUCUGGUACCCAGUAAAUCAUUGUUAUGAGUGUAUAAUGAUAAAAAAAAAAGAAAAAAAGUUUAUUUUCAAAACAAAACUUUCAUUUUACCUCCUUUUUGUGUAGUCAAAGAGUUCAUGACUGUUUUUUUUACAGUUUUGCCAUGAAUGGAUGUUGGGGCUUUAAAACUUAAAUAGUUUUAAAAACUUCUAGAAAGUGAAUGGUCUGUUACAGUAAUAACAGAUCAGUAUGUAUAACCAUAGUAUUGCUGGCAGUCCCGGGUGGGGAUACCCUCCUGUUCUCCCCUGGAUUUGGAUGGGCAACUUGAACCGUAGAUGGAUAAUAUAACCAUGUCUAUCUGUCUACCCUGUCAAGCCACUAUCCAUCCUAGGGCAUCAAGACCCCCUCCCCCCUCCCAUGUAUCAUCUACACUGUAAUUUCACCAUUUUGUACUGUUUAUGAUGUUGACCCGAUGCUCUUGGAUCAGCGCCACCACUGGUAUGUCAAGUCAGAAGUAGAUUUGGGUCUCCUUUUUAUAUCCCAAUAUUUGAGAAUUAUUCAGCUCAUAGAUCGUAGCAGAGUCAGUCUUUUGUAUUGCCACAUAAAUUAUUGUGCCAGAGUUCGCUCGAGUCUUUUUCUGCUGUCCUCAGCACUGAAACUCUUUAAGGAGCUUUGGCACUCAACCCAUGUAUGUCUGUGAGCUGAAUUUUUUAUUAUUAUUUUUGCCUCCUCUCCUCUGGGGUUUGUUCACUAGCAUAGCAACUCAUCUUUAGCCUAAACCACCAGUAGUUUCGAUGAAUAAUGUUUCUUCAUUCUUCUGUUGAAUGUGCCACUCUUUGAAUCUUAUUCAUUUUACUAUGAAUCUAACUUCAACGUUGCUAGCCAAGCACUGUCUAUCCAAUAGAUUCAAGUCGCUCCAAUUUUUUUACCCGUAGCCCUGUCUUAUACCUGUUUGUGUACUUAAAUGGGGUGUGUAAAAAGACAGACAUUUCAAAUCUAGUCAUACCAGAUGUGAUGCUUAGCUAUCUUUGUUUUUUUUUUAUUUUUCAAGUAGAUUUUUGCAUUUAAAUGAUAGUUUGUCUUAGAUAUCUGUGGAUGUCCCGUAGAAUUUUGGCUAGCAGUGCAGCAUUUUCUACGUGUGAUUUGCAGUUAUGAGCUUUCUGCUAUAUUUCGCUUAGGCUCAUUUGCCUCUGCACUGUAGAGAGUGGAAUGAGCCUUACGUAAGAUAUGCUUAGUGCUCUUAACUGUUUCCAGGCACGUACACUCCCCUGCGGACCAGAAGAUUUCACACACAGAGAAAAGAUUAUUUGAAUCCGCAGUUGUAUAGUUUGUAUAGCCUCCAGCAUAUCUGAGGCGUUUCAUGAGAGAUUCUCAAGUGAUGAUUAAUCUAGUUCACCUGUGAUAUCAGCAGCCAUGUCUUCCCAUGUAGUAGGUCAUGCGUUUGGCUUUUCUUGUAGUUCGCAAGUGAGGUUGACAGGAGUGCACUGGCUACUGGGGAAAUCUGGCUGCCAUGUCUCAGUUUUUUUAAGGAUAGUGACAUGGGUGGUAGAUAGUGCGAUGGUUACCAGUAUCUUUAUUUCCUUUUUUUUUCUUAUUUUUUAUCCUUUUUUUUCCUUUUUUUUCUUUUUUUUUUUUUGCUCCCAAGAGGUGCUAGUAGUGCUACACAGGGCCGAGUUUGAGGAGCCCAUUUGCGGACCAAAUAAAUCAGAAGAAGCAAUAAGUGUUAUUAUUUUUUCACAAAGGGAAUGAAUAAACUUAUGAUGAAAGGGAAAUUAGUAUUUUUGCACUCGUUAAUCAAACCCUUUUGCUCAAUCACCCCUGUGCUCGGUGUGGGAGGCCCCCUGAAGAGCCCGGCAGAGAUGAGUUGGUUUUGCUCCCCUGUCCUAGGGAGCCCCAGAGGAGACCAGUAAAACUCUUUACGACUAAGUGUAAACAGGAUUAACCGAUUUGCACGACUAGGCGAACCAUCACACAUUGCUUGACCCGGUUUUUCUAGGAAGAAUCACUAUAUCUCUCUCCCCCUCCCUUUGACCCCCCAACACUAAAAGACGAAUCAUAAAAGCUUCCAGACAAGGUUGGGAAAACAAAGAAUAACAAAACAAAGUGUAAAGAGUUAACCAAAGAUAUGCACAGCCAGUGAGGGAGCGUCUGAACCCAACAGCAAAAGGGUAUAUGUGGUGGUGUGGUGGUGGUUGUGGUUUCCCUAAGUUGCUACAGCGCGAUGGUGAUGUUCGAAAAGAAAAGAAGAAGAAGAAAAAAAAAGACGGACAGACUGAAACUCAUUUAACCUCAAGUAAGGUGAACCACGGCUUAUGUAAAGGUAAUAUUUUUAUGUUCUGUGUUGUCUAGUUGUGGAGAGAGCAUUUAUAAGUUUCCGAAGUAAUUUUUUGCCUUAAGUGGGCUGGAUGUGUUAGAUGUUUUAAGCUCUCUCUUACUGUUGUGUAAAUUUGCAGCUACGAGUACUCCGUGUUAACUGGUGUAGAUGUUUACGCAAGUCCAGUUUUGCUACUUAUUUUAAAGGCAUUAUGAUCACAUUAGAUUGUAAGGGGUUUUGAUGAACGGAUAAAAAAAUAUUUAAUAAGUCCUGAAGAUGCUUAUUUUAGCAGGACGUUCCAAGCGAGAGUGUGGGCUGGCCGCAUCCUCCGUAGGUUAGGUUGGGGCAGCGAUGCUAGGGAAGGCAACUGUACAGGACCUUAGGUAUGCCUCACACUCCCCAAAAUAUACAUAUAUAUAUACAUAUAUAGAUAUAUAAAGCAUGUAGUUUAGUAUUGCAUAUUUGAAAGGUGCAGUUGCCUGUCUGGAUGGCGGUGUACUACAUUGUGCCAUAGUCUAUUUUGGGGUAAAUUUUCAUGAUGGAGGGAAUAAUUAUUGUGUCCAUGGACCAAGUAAACGCACUUUAUUCUAUACUUAAUAAGAAUAUAGUUUGUUGUGCUAGCAUUAGCCAGUCAGUAAGUCAGUAGCAGAAAAUCAGCUGUGUUUUGAGCUUUUUUUUUUUUUUUUUCUUUUUUCUUUCUUUUUUUUUACUUAAGCUGACCCCCUCCCCAUGAGUCUUCCCGCGUGGGGUUCAUACCGAUACACAUGUCUGUCAGGAGAGCACAGGCUCUGGCCGGUAAGGAGACACAACACACUCCAGCAGAAAAGGGGAGUUUCGUUCCAACUCUUUCUCCCUCAACCUUUUCUUUCCAUCUCGCUCUCGUUCUCAUUCCUUUCCGCGCAUUUCUAAUCUCCGUCUUGGCAGUCUCCCUCCCUCCCCUUCCCCCCCCUCCCCCUGGUAAUUUAGGGUUUUCUGAAAUCUCAAGUGCCAAAGCGAGAACGCCGCCGUAUCAAUUUUGAUCACCAUCCGCGUCUGUCAUUUUUCUGUGUGUAGGAAGGAGCGUCGAGGCUAUACACACGACCCGCUGGCACCCACCCUGCGUCCUCUCGGCUUCCUCUCCUACAACUCCCAUUCCCUUCCGCCCUUGCCCCCCCCCCCCACACACACACCUUCCCCUCACUCCUCCCCUCCGACAGUCAAUAUCCACCGGAGCUAAUAUUUUCCAGGUCGUCAGCAAUGAAACGUUUUUAAUGUUUUUUUUUUUUUUUUUUUUUUUUUGGGGGGGGUGUCAAAAAUGAAAGAGUGGAUGGAAGGGAUAGGGAAGGAGAAAGGGGAGGAGAAACAAGAAGAGAAAGAGAAGGAAAGGAGGAGGAGGGAGAGAGGGAGGGAGUGGGGAGGACAGAACAGAACGGGGAUGAGAGGUGGCCAGUGUCGUUGUACAAAUUAUAAUGUUAGUAAGCUACAGCCAAGGGAGUCAUUUGUGUGCUCCACCACACCACCACAGUCGCUGCGGAGAACCCGUGAGCCAGGCAACUAUGUUUAUAAGUGUGUUUACUUAGAUGUAUACAGGAUUACCACCACGCGAAGCAAUAAGUGUCUAAACCUUCUAUUUUUGUACAUAAGACUGAACAGUAAUGAUAUAAAAAGAAGUCAGUAAUAAAAGUGACAUAUUUUCAAAACCAAUGCCCAGAGUGUAUCUAUUAUUAUAUUAGAACAUCGUGUCAUCCACAUUUGAUUCUAAAAUAGUACACACAGGACCUGUUAUAUGAUACUGGAAAAAAAAAAUAAAAAAAAAAUAUAUAUAUAUAUACAAUGAUCAGAAGAAGGAAGAGGUCUGAGAAUAACCCAAAAUAUUGAACUAUAUAAGGUAAUUUAUUUCGCUUCUAAUGUGACUUUGGUUUUAGAAUAUCUUCCUCUGCUUUUGUGUUUGGCAUUGGACCCUCUCCUGUGGUUUGCUCUUUUGGAUUAUUACAUAGUGUGCCCAAGUUACCUUUGCUAAGGGUGACCUAUUUUCUUGUAUGUACUUGACUGUGUUGUAGUAUAGUGGUAUCUAUAUUGUAUACCGACCAAGGCUGUAGUGUGGUAGAGAGGACUCCUGUGCGGGCGUCACCAUAGCCCACGCCCGCGCGCCCGUGUCACCAGGUGCACGGGCGUGGAUGGUGACGCGAUGCGCAGCGGCUGAGGGACCCAGGCACGCGGCCCGCCUCCUGUGACGUAGCUAUGGCGUCACUUCUUGCUCCCAGCAGCCAGGCCGGCCUUGCAUGUGUAAGCUUCCCUGAGUCCAGUGAACCAGGGAAUCAUAUCUUUUUCUUGCUGUGGUAAUGUACUGAAUGUGCUAGAUUGUCUACCAUUUUUUGGAUUUCUUUGUAAAUGAACCUUAAAGUGAAGCUUUCGCAGAGUUGAAGCUAACUUCCGUUUUGUUUCGACGUUUGCACGUGGAGGCGAGUCAGCGUGCCGCUGCAAUGAGUCCAUGCUGAACCAGCUUGUGCAAUCGUCGACACAAAAUCAAGUUGUACUUACGUGAAAGUUGCGCUUGAGAAACACAUGUGGACAUAAGAAACACAGGACUGUCUUGUGUUACUGCCAAGAGAUACACAGCCGACACUGACAUACACAUACACCUACCAGGAUUAUAUAAACACUAGCCGUACGGUUGAUCUUAUGUAGGGUCAACCUCAAGAAUUGGGGUUGACCUUUGCUCUAGCCCCCUUCCCCCCCUCUCUCGAGUCCACCGUGCUCGUUCCACCACCACCGCCACCCAUCGCCGCCGCCGCCGCCGCCAUCGCCAUCCCCACCGCCCGCUCGCCAUCCUGCUGCACCGUCAGCCACUCCUACCGCCUCCUUUUCAUCCUUGCGCCACACUUACGGGUGGACGCGAUCACAAACACAAGGAAAUGGUGGUUGGCGGGCGGCGGGCCUCGUCCACUCCGCCGCUCCACCGCCCGCCUCCACACCCUCCCUCGCCCAUCACCCAGGACACGACACCCACGCCCUCGCCUCCAUUACACCUCGCUUUGUCUGUGUGUGUACAUGUACGUGGGGGCGUGAAGGCCGUGGGUUGGCUGUGGUGCGUGGAGGGUGGCGGCGCGGGCGGGGGCGACGGCGGGGGCGACGGCGGCGGCGACGGCCACGGCGACGGCGACGGGCGCGGAGCAAGUGGUGGUAGCGGCGUGGUGGCCCUGGUAGUGGGGGCUGGAUGAUGGCUGGCUGGCGUAUGUGACUUAGCAAAGUGGUAAUGUAGGUAUACAGCUGUACUGUAGUCGUGUCUGAGCUGUAGGUUUGGUAUUGUAGCCGACCUAGCAUCAUAGUGCUCGUCCGACGCCGCCUCUGUACAGGACCUUAUAGUCACCUGGCCGCAGCCGCAGCCGCAGCCCACAGGCACCCCGCCCUCCGCCCGCCCGCCCGCCCGCCCAAGUAGUCAGUGUUCACCCUCCUUAACCCAGGCCCGAGACGGUGGCCAGCGCCCCUCCUCCUCGGGGCUCACACGUAACCUGGUAAUGAUGUAGAGUAAACGCGACACAGAUUGUCCCUCAAGGGUCAGCUGGGCUUAACGAGGGUGGACUGCCUUGUUUACUGGACCUUACAUGUGGAAUUCCGCAGAGGAACUCCACCUAGAAAGUUAUUUAUUUUUGUUUGUUUCCAUAAAGAAUAAGUUUUAUUUUAGUUUGGAGGCGGGUUGCUGGCUCGCGGGCAGCUGAGACUUUGUGAGCAUUGCACAGUGUAGUUUGUACAUCUAGUAAUAAAAUGUCUAUGGUAGAGAGUAA
Molecule: messenger RNA, 9530 nt
Organism: Penaeus monodon (black tiger shrimp)
Lineage: Eukaryota; Metazoa; Arthropoda; Malacostraca; Decapoda; Penaeidae
Gene: msi
Product: RNA-binding protein Musashi homolog 2-like
Exons: 5
Coding region: 95-1345 (416 amino acids)
Cellular component (GO): cytoplasm
Molecular function (GO): RNA binding
Source: RefSeq, a predicted model, not a curated record